Daphnia pulicaria is the source of this 2054-nucleotide messenger RNA. Its product is annotated as nucleolar and coiled-body phosphoprotein 1-like. Lineage: Eukaryota; Metazoa; Arthropoda; Branchiopoda; Diplostraca; Daphniidae. The transcript is spliced from 2 exons. The record is from RefSeq and is a predicted model, not a curated record. The coding region runs from base 3 to 1862 and encodes 619 amino acids.
AAAUGUUGAGGGAAACAAUUCCAUUUGACCCAACCCUGUUUGAGCCUAAUGGUGAUGUCAUUGACACUGUCGUUGCAAAGGGGAAAAAGGGAAGAGGAAAGAAGCCUGGCAAAAAGGAAGUUGUCGAAGAAAAUAAUCUGAACAGAGUAGAAGCUGCAGCUCCAGCUCCAGUUGCUGAAACCAAGGAGAAAAGAGGAUGUGGAAAGAAAGCUCAACCACGAGUAGCAAAAUCUGAAGAAAUGAGUUCAUCACCCGAAGUUAAUCCUGAACCAGUUGAGGAUACUGCACAAGAAAAGGACGUUCAGGUGUGGGUGUUCAAGGUGGUUGCAGAGCCUAAAUCAAAGCCUGGACCAAAAUCUAAAACAGGGCCUAAAUCCAAAAUGGAAACUAAACCAACUGAAGCGGAAUCUGAAACUACUCAGGUUGUUGAACCAGAAGUUGUGGAGAAGAAAGGGCGAGGGAAAAGGGGUAACCAAGUGCUCGAUACAGCGCCUCCAACCGUCACAGAGGUGGUUACUGAUCAACCCGAAGUCCAAGCUCCGCCAGUCGUUGCUGCAGCAACUGAAGUUUCUCCAGCUCCUGAAGUCAAGAAAGGACGUGGAAAAGUAAAGGCCACAGUCGAAGAAGUCCCAGAACCAAAGGAAUCAGAAAAUCUAGUCACAAACGAACCAGACACUAAAGAGAAACGGGGUCGAGGCAGACAAGCUUCAUCGAAAGACGGAACCGAAAAAGCUGCCAAGGCCAGUGAGGAACCGCUACCUAAUGACGAGACUGAAUCUCCUCUUCCCGCAUCUCCUGUAGCUGAAACUAAAGAAAAGCGAGGCAGAGGACCACAGGCCAAGGCGCAAGCUGAAGCUCCUGUCGAAGAAACGACCGAAGCUGUAGAAGUUGUUCCAGCCAAAAGAGGUCGUGGGAAGAAAGCAGCCGCUCCAGCUGCGUCCAAAGCUGACGCCGAGGAGGAAGCAGUUGAAGAGGUGAAAGAGGCUAAAGCGAAGGGAAAGAAAGGAGCUGCUGCUGCCAAGAAACAUGUUGAAGAAGAAGUAGAGAAACCUGCAGUUCCAGAAGAACCAGCUGCUCCUGUUAAAACUGUGGUGGAAUCGCCGGAAACUUCGAAAGCUGUUCCAGCCAAGAGAGGUCGCAGAAAGAAGGCAACCCCACUGGCCAAGGUGGCUGCGGAUGAAGAAGCCGAGGCAGUUGAAAAGGUUAAAGAGAUUAAAGUCAAAGGAAAGAAAGGACCUGCGGCGAAGAAACAGGCUGAGAAAAAAGUUGCUGAGAAGAAACGAGGAGCCAAGAAAGAUGACAAAGCCCCGGAACUUCCUCUGCGAGUCGUCAAUGGACUGGAAGAAGAUAGUGAAACAAAUCCGUCGAAGCGGAGUAAAACUUCCGAGGAUGCCGAAGCUGCUGCGGAAGAGCCGGAGAAAAAGGCUGGCCGAGGACGUAAAAAGAAGGAAGAACCGCAACCUGUCGAGACUGAAAACAAGUCCCCAGACGACGGAAAGAAGAAAGGCAAGCGCGGCGGAAAAGAGGAAAUUGCUGAGGUUGAAAAGAAGAAACCCGUUGGUCGGAAGAAGGCGGCUGCUGCUGCUGCUGUUGCUGUUGUCCAGGAGGAAGAACCAGAGGCUGUGGCAUCACCGGUCCAGACGAAACAACGUGGCAAACGUGGUGCAGCCCAGGCUGCUGAUUUUGUCACCGUAAUCUCUGGCCAGAAUUCGACGGAUCCUUCGCCUAAGGGUUCUCCCGUAGUGAAAUUGUUUCAUUUGAAAUUGGUGGAAGAGAAGCAAGCUCAAGCUGAAUCCGACGAAGAAGAAGUUAUUGUACCUGUUGCUGCUACCAAGCGCCCUUAUACCCGCCGCAACAAAUGAACAAGUUUUCGAAAUAUGCUUUAAAUUUACGUGUUCAAUAACCUAGCUGGGUGAUUGAUUAUAACCUUCUCUCUAUUGUCAUUCCACUAAACGUUUUUCGCCUUUCCAUUAAAUUUUUGUGCUUUUCAGUUGCCUUUCAGUUCGUUGCUCCAGCUGUUCAUUACCGUAAUAAACAUUCGGAUCCGUUAUGAA